AUGAGUUCCUCAAGCUCAAGCAGUGAAAAUAGUGAAAUAAGAAAACCAAGGAAGAAAAUACAUAUGGAAAAAAUGUUUAAGACAUAUUGGUUAGAUGAUUCUACUUUUAAACCAUGGCUAUUAGCUGAUAACAGCUCAAAAUACAAAGCAAGAUGUAAAGUUUGUAAUGUGAGUAUUAAUUCUGGAAAGAGUGAGUUACAAAAGCAUGCAGCAACCCGCAAACAUGUCAAUAAAAUGAAAACUAUAAAGGAGACCAAAAAUAUAGUUCAAAUGAUUGAAGCAAAAAAGGAUAAUAUGCACGAUUCAACUGAGAUUUUUGCAGAUAGUAAAACUUGUCAAGGCCUCAGUUUAAAACAGACGAAAUGUACGGAGUUAAUAAGAAAUGUUUUAUGCAUAAAGGAAACAAAUGAUUUAGUAAGCGACCUGAAAAAAACACGAUUUUCCAUAUUAAUAGACGAAUCAACGGAUAUUGUCGAUUCAAAAUGUUUGGCUGUACUCGUUCGUUAUUCAAAACUUGGAAAAAUAAAGACUAGACUUCUAGAGCUCAUACAAGUAGAUGCAAGAGAUCUAGGCGCAACACAUUUAUAUGGGACCUUUAAAGCUUGUUUGGAAAAACAUGAAAUACCAUUGAAAAAUAUAGUUGGGGUAGCAUGUGACGGUGCCAGCGUCAUGGUAGGAAAACAUUCGUUUUUUCAAUUAUUACAAAAUGACAUAUCACAUGUAAUUCUUUUAAGAUGUAUAUGUCACUCUGCAGCAUUAGUCGCUUCUCAUGCUUGUUCCUUUCUUCCUCGAUCUGCAGAGGAACUACUACGUAGUGUAUAUAGUUAUGUUUCAGGAAGUGCAAAACGGUCCGCACAAUUGCAAGAAAUGCAAGAGUUUUUUAGAGAAAAGAAACAUAAAAUGUUAAAAUUGGCAACAACAAGGUGGUUAAGAAGAUAUGAAUGUAUAAGCCGCGUCCUUGAAAACUGGAUUCCUCUAGAACAUUAUUUUACUAUUGCAGUCCAUGAAGAUAAAUUAAAAAGUGCAGAAAUAAUUCUUAGCGAACUAAAAAAUGUCUAUACCAAGGCAUAUUUAUUAUUUUUAAAAUAUACCCUAAAGCUAUUUAAUACGUUCAAUACUCUUUUCCAAAACAGAAAACCACUUAUUCAUGUCUUAUACAGCGAGUGUAUGUCGCUGAUGAGACAGCUUUGUCGAAACUACGUUCAAUCAGCAGUUCUCGCAAAAGAAGAUUUAUCCGAACUAAAUUUAAAAAACCCCAGAAUAUUUUUGCCAUUAGAAGAGAUAUACUUAGGACCGGAAUGUACAGAACUUUUAAAAACAACACCACCAGAAGGCAGAGAAGUAUUUAUUAAAAAUUGUUUAAAUUUUUAUAUUGAAGAACUAAUUAAGAAAUUUGGAAGUAUCAUUAAUGUUGACAAAACGGACCUGGAAAUUGAAUGGAGGAGUUUUUGCGAUUUGUUUAGUGAUCUACAGGUAACCAGAUUAAAAUCUUUGGAAGUAGAUGAAAUGUGGUUAGAAAUAUGUUCAAAAAAACGUUUCGAUGAGACUCUGGCAUUUCCGAAUUUGUCGCAGCUUGCUAAUGUGCUUUUAGUAUUACCUCAUUCAAACGCCGAGGCAGAACGCAUUUUUUCAGUCGUCACUGAUACCAAAACAAAAAAAAGGAAUAGAUUGGCAGAAAAGUCAUUAAAUAGCCUAUGUGUAUUUAGAAGUAGUUUACAGGACAUGGGAAAUGAUGUAGUACAGUAUCAGAUAACGGAGGAUCAUCUGAAGUUACACAAUGUAAAAAUGUAUACAUUUAAAAACAAAAAUGUUUGA
This is a messenger RNA of Psylliodes chrysocephalus, 1815 nucleotides long. NCBI's taxonomy places the organism in Eukaryota, Metazoa, Arthropoda, Insecta, Coleoptera, Chrysomelidae. The record is from the annotation of a GenBank genome assembly.